UGUUACUGGUUACAGUCGUGCUUCCGGCUUCGUGUGUUUGUUGAAACCGUUGAAACUGGUUGAAACGGUUUCACACAGAGGAAAGCACGAUUAUUUCUAACGAAAGUAAUUUUUAGAAAAGCCUUCGCGACAUUAAUUAACCACGAUGUCGAUCGGAGUUCCCAUUAAAGUGCUUCACGAGGCUGAGGGCCAUAUCAUAACCUGUGAGACGAAUACCGGCGAGGUGUAUCGCGGCAAAUUGAUAGAAGCAGAGGAUAAUAUGAAUUGUCAGAUGCAGAAUAUCACCGUGACGUAUCGGGAUGGCCAAGUGGGACAGCUAGAGAAUGUAUACAUUCGCGGCUCGAAAAUUAGAUUUCUCAUAUUACCAGAUAUGCUGAAAAACGCACCUAUGUUCAAACGACCUGGUGGCAAAGGAUCAGGCACAGCCGGUAGAGGGAAGUCCGCUAUAUUACGAGCUCAAGCUCGUGGCAGGGGCAGAGGACAAAAUCAAAGAGGCAAAGGUACUGGUUCGGCACCUUGGCUAAAUCAACAGAAUCAACCAGGUGGAUCUCAACCUGGAAGAGGCAGAGGAUAA
Molecule: messenger RNA, 574 nt
Organism: Cyphomyrmex costatus
Lineage: Eukaryota; Metazoa; Arthropoda; Insecta; Hymenoptera; Formicidae
Gene: SmD3
Product: small ribonucleoprotein particle protein SmD3
Exons: 2
Coding region: 146-574 (142 amino acids)
Biological process (GO): RNA processing; spliceosomal snRNP assembly
Cellular component (GO): spliceosomal complex
Molecular function (GO): RNA binding
Source: RefSeq, a predicted model, not a curated record